GCCUGAAAUAUCGAUCGGCUAACUUCAGUUUUCCGCAGCAAGGGGGCACAUGCAUGUCGUUUUUCCACCUCGAGUUUUCGUAGUAGAAAUUAAAAAUGCCCGAAGCUAAGUGUCAUUAUGAAGUGUUGGGUGUUCCUAGAGACGUUGAAGAUGAUGACCUAAAAAAGGCCUACCGUAAAAUGGCUCUUAAGUGGCAUCCUGAUAAAAACCCAGAUAAAGUAGAAGAAUGUACCAAAUUCUUUGCUCAGAUCCAGACGGCUUAUAGUGUUUUAUCAGAUAAACAGGAGAGAGCUUGGUAUGACAAGCAUAGGGAAGCCAUACUCAAAGGAGGAUUUGGAAAAGACUAUGAAGAUGAUUUUAUGGAUGUUAUGCAGUAUAUGACACCAACAGCAUAUACUGGAUUUGGAGAUGAUGAAAAGAGUUAUUACAGCGUAUACAGAGAUGUAUUUGCCAAGAUUGCUGAUGAAGAUAUCCGCUACAUGGAAGACAAGGAUAUGGAUACCGACAUCCCAUGCUUUGGAGAGUCACAGAGCUCAUAUGAAGAGGUUGUGCAUGCAUUUUAUGCAUACUGGCAGAGCUACCGUACCUCCAGGUCAUUUGUAUGGGUAGAGGAGUUUGAUACUCGUGAAGCACCAAACAGACGUGUGGCCAGACUCAUUGAGAAAGAGAACAAGAAGAAAAGAGAAGCUGCCAAGAAGGAAUGGAACCAACACGUCCAGCUUCUGGUAUCAUAUGUCAAGAAAAAGGACAAGAGAGUUCAAGCUCACCGGAAAUUAAUGGAGGAAAAGGCUGCUGAAAGGAAACGCUUAGAAGCAGAAAGGAGAGAAAAAGAACGAAAAGAAAGAGCAAGGCUUCAUGCAGAGUUGGCCGAGCAGGGUCAAAAGUUCAAAGAUGAGAUGGAAGAACAGCUCAAGGCCAUGGAAGCCACUUUCAACAAUGAAUAUGGAAUAGAUAGUGAUGAUAUUGAUUCAGUAGACUCCCAGGCAGACAGUCUUGAGGAUGAACUGGAUGACCUGUUCUGUAUUGCCUGUAACAAGGGUUUCAAAAGCCCCAAGGCGUUUGCAAAUCAUGAAAACUCCAAGAAGCAUAAGGAAAACAUGGUGUAUCUGAAAGCCCAGAUGGAGGCAGAGGAAGAAGAGUUUGCUGGGGAGGAGAGCCUUGAGGAAGAUUAUGAGCUGGAAGAAGGAGAUGAGGAGGAGAAGGAGGAAGAGAUUGAAGAUGAAGAGGAUGCAGAGGAGAAAGAUGAAGAGGAAGAUGAUGAAAUGGAUGGAUUAGAUGGGCAAGCCAAGAUGGAUGGAUCGGAACCACAAAGAAAAAAGCUUUCUAAGAAGCAAAAGAAGAAGAGGAGACAGCAAGCCAAACUAGACGAUUCAGAGAAUCAUGUGGAGGAGGAAGAAGUAAUUGACAUUGCACAACCCAGUGACAACGAAGAUGAGGACUUUCCUGUUAAAACAAAGUUGUCCAAGAAGCAGAAAAAGAAGAGAAGACAGCAGAUGAAGGUCGAUGAAAGUCAAGAACAAGAACCUUUAAAGGAUCUCAAUAUUCAACUCGGUGGUAGGGAAUCAGAGGAAGAGGAAUCCACCAAAACAAAGUUGUCCAAGAAGCAGAAGAAGAGGAGAAAACAACAAAAACAGAUGGUAGAGAAGGAAGAAGAGGAGGAAGAUGUGAAUGACCUCUUAUCAAAAUUAGAGACGGGGAACUCGAAACCAGUCCCAGAUGAGUCAAGGCCCGAGUGUAAAGAGAAUGAGCCAAGUAGUUUAUCAGCUGAUCUUCAAGAGAGAUUGACAUUAGAAGAUGAGCAAGAUGAACAGUCCAGUUCACAUCAUAAAUCUAGUGACAAUGUCAGAGGUAAAACAAAGAAUGGGGAUGUUUCUUCAAGAACCCAGUCAACAUCAUCAUCUGAGCCUCAGAUAUGUCACACUUGUUCUUCACGGUUUCCUACUCGCAAUAAACUCUUCAAACAUGUCAAGACUACAGGACAUGCCUUACGAUUGCCAGAGGAUGCAGCUCAACAUCACAAUGUCUCCUCAGCAAAGACAUCAAAGAAGAAGAAGAAGCACAAAGGACGAAAUGAACUAGAAUGAUACUUCAUUUUUUAUGUUAUUUAAAAUAUUAAAUAUUUCUUUUUAAUGUAUCAUCCCUUCCUUGGAUCAUACGA
This is a messenger RNA of Lytechinus variegatus (green sea urchin), 2158 nucleotides long. RefSeq names its product dnaJ homolog subfamily C member 21-like (gene dnajc21). Gene Ontology annotation, cellular component: cytoplasm. Bases 96 to 2084 code for a protein of 662 amino acids. The record is from RefSeq and is a predicted model, not a curated record. NCBI's taxonomy places the organism in Eukaryota, Metazoa, Echinodermata, Echinoidea, Temnopleuroida, Toxopneustidae. The transcript is spliced from 16 exons. Gene Ontology annotation, molecular function: nucleic acid binding; zinc ion binding.